CACACACACACACACACACACACACACACACACACACACACACACACACACACACACACACACACAUUGCUCUCAGAGCGUCAGUCAGAAACAGUCUCUCUCUCCUGAAGACGUGCAGCACUGAAGCAUGACGGGGCUCCUGCUCCUGUGUCUGCUCCUCCUGUGUCAAGGUCAGAGGUCAUCAGCGUGCCCUCACCUCUGCUCCUGUCACGGUGGUCUGGUGAACUGCAGCAGCAGGUCUCUCACCUCCUCCUCGCUGCCCACCAGUUUCCCUGCUGAGACCACCGAGCUCCAUCUCGACACCAACCUGCUGACCACGCUCCCUAACGGCCUCCUGGAUAACUUGCCCUCCCUCCGCUCUGUCUCCCUUCAUGGUAACCACUGGGUGUGUGACUGUGGCGUCCUCUACCUGCGAGCCUGGCUGCUGCGUCGGCCCACCGGCCUCACAUCCCACCUGGGCGUCAGCUGCAGCUCCCCUCCCAGCUUGAGAGGGCGACUGGUGGUGUAUCUAACCGAGGAGGAGGUGCUGGAGUCCUGCCACUACUGGUACUGCGACCUGGCCUGGGCCUCCCAGGUGUGUCUGUUUGUGUUUGUGGUGGUGCAGGUGGUUCUGCUCGUGGCCCUCAUCGUGUUCCUGAGGAGAUUCGAGAGGUUGUCCAAAGAGGCUAGGAGAACCAAGGAGGAGAGCUUCACAGCCGGGGAGGACCCGAGGGAGAACGAGUACUCACUUAUGAAGGACAGCAGCAUCUGAGAAUGAUGACAUGCACAACUUCCCCUCUUUCUUUCAGUCUUAUCGUUUUUUCCUCCAAGUGUUAUCAUGUGGGGAAAACGCUUCCUGUCUUCAUGUGAAAUAUUCGUCCUGUCAUACACAAAAUGAUAUCAAGAAUAAUAUUUGGUGAAUAAAAUGUUAAAUAUGUAGUGAGUGGAACAUUUCACACUUCAAAAUAAACGUUUUCUCUAGUGAACCAACUAUCUCAUGAUAUUUCUAACUCCUCAUACAUAUUUAAAAUUUGAGAACUUCAUCGUAUUAAAGGGACUGUACUCACGUCAAUUUGAAUGCAGUUAUACAGUCAUGCCCCUCCUCUCUGUGUCAUGCAUUUUUACAUGUUUACAGUAUAAAGCAACAUAGUAAAUUUAUACAUGUAAAGUCUAUACAUUUUAACCCAUUUCACUCACUUCCUUUAAUAUAUUUGAAUUCAGAUGUGAAAUACGUGAUACCACAUGUUCAUGCCACGCAAUGACACACAAAGAAACGACACAGAAACUUUCCACGUGAACCAAAAACCAUGUGUUUGAAUGAUUGGAUUUCAGUUUUCUUUCUUCACAGGAUGUCUCGGUUAAAUCUACUUUUUUCUGUGCUCCUACUCAAAACUUUCAGUCGCUUUAAUUAUGGAUGUGAGAGGAAUUAAAAUAAUAAUUAAAGCUUGAACAAGAAAUGGUUAUGUCAAUUUUAUGUUUUUCUGAAGGCCCUAUAUUUUCAUUGCUAUUUUCUAUUAACCUUUUGUGUCAUUCCUUCACCAUAAAAUAUCAACUUAUAUUGACUGUAUCAUGUUUAGACUUUUACCACUUAUAAUUUUAGAUAUAUGCAUUUGAAACUGUUUUCUAAUCGAUUUAAUUGCAUUAUUGACUAAAUCAAUAAAGAUAUUU
Platichthys flesus (European flounder) is the source of this 1647-nucleotide messenger RNA. RefSeq names its product glycoprotein Ib platelet subunit beta (gene gp1bb). NCBI's taxonomy places the organism in Eukaryota, Metazoa, Chordata, Actinopteri, Pleuronectiformes, Pleuronectidae. The transcript has 2 exons. The record is from RefSeq and is a predicted model, not a curated record. Bases 128 to 751 code for a protein of 207 amino acids.